Molecule: messenger RNA, 3262 nt
Organism: Ixodes scapularis (black-legged tick)
Lineage: Eukaryota; Metazoa; Arthropoda; Arachnida; Ixodida; Ixodidae
Gene: Ets98B
Product: DNA-binding protein D-ETS-4
Exons: 5
Coding region: 51-1388 (445 amino acids)
Biological process (GO): regulation of transcription by RNA polymerase II; cell differentiation
Cellular component (GO): nucleus
Molecular function (GO): sequence-specific DNA binding; DNA-binding transcription factor activity, RNA polymerase II-specific
Source: RefSeq, a predicted model, not a curated record
UUGGGCGUCAUCAGUUCUCUGUUGCGUGAUGUGUGCAUGAGGUGGGAGCUAUGCUAAGGUCCGCCGUUCCCCCGCGCUACCCUGCUGUAGACACCAGUCAGCAGUUGGUGCCAAGCCCUAGCCACUCUGGCGGUGCGGCGAGCCCGGUGUCCAUGGCCGACCAGUGGGGCAUGAAUGAGUUGGGCGUCUGGUUCGACGAUUCGGAUACCAAGAUCAAGCAGGAGCCCCAAUCGGCGCCUUCGUCGCCGCAGUCGUCCUGCAUGAUGGGCGGCGGCGGGAUGCUCGACUACCCCGCCGUCCUCGAGGAACUCGUGAACGUGACCAAGAACUGCGGUCUGCCGGCGCAGAGGGCGCCCGUGGGUCAACCGUCGAGCCCCAGCAUGUACGACGAGCCGUGCUCGGGUUCAGUGCGUUACGUGGUGUCCAAGAACAGUCCGGUGCUAGUGGACAAGUGUCGCCCGCCGCCUCCGUCGUAUCCGCAGCGAGUGACGGUCAAGACCGAGGACUGUUCGCAGAGUUACUGUUGUGGCUCGCUGUCGGCCGACAAGCUGGAUCAGCUCCGUGUGCUCGCCGUGCAGCAGGCGACGAAGGACAUCGACGUCGCCUGCCAGAUCCUCAACAUUUCGCCCGAUCCCUAUCAUUGGAGCGUGAACAACGUCCAUUCCUGGCUCGUGUGGACGCAACAGCAGUACGGCUGUCCUGCCAUCAAGCCCGAAUACUUCAACAUGGAUGGCUCCGCACUGUGCACUCUCAGUGAGGAUGAUUUUCGCAUGAGGGCCCCAGGAUCCGGAGACAUCCUAAGCGCCCAGCUGGAGAUCUGGAAAUCUGCUGCCCACCUGCGCCCCCCCGAGCACGGCCAGCGCUCACCGCAGCAAUUCUGCCCAGAAGACAGCGUCCUGGACCUGGCGGGGCUCCUGGGCCAGACGAUAUCUGGCAGUGGCGCGGACCCGUCGUCCGCCGUGCAGCACUCGGUCCCGCUCAACCUGAGCGACAACCACAGCGACGGACUUCACAGUGAUGACGAGGCGAGCGACGCCAGCAGCGACCUGGCCGACCGCUGCGUCCACGGUCUCGUGGCCGGGAACGGCGGCGGGCCUCGAACUCCGUCGUCGUCGCACAUCCACCUGUGGCAGUUCCUCAAAGAGCUGCUCUCCCAGCCUCAGCUGUACGGCAGCUGCAUCCGCUGGCUGGACCGCACCCGCGGCGUCUUCAAGAUCGAGGACUCCGUGCGCGUGGCCCGCCUCUGGGGCAAGCGCAAGAACCGUCCGGCCAUGAACUACGACAAGCUGAGCCGCUCCAUCCGCCAGUACUACAAGAAGGGCAUCAUGAAGAAGACGGAGCGCUCGCAGAGGCUCGUGUACCAGUUCUGCGCGCCCUACAGCUGUUGAUCCCGGUUCCCUGUAAGGGCGGCUCGCGCUCGGCCCCACCCUGGCUUUCAGCUGGUUCUGGGCCGCGGGGCUGGGCUGUUGCGGGCCGCCUGGGUUCCCCCAAAACGCGUGGAAAAAUGUUCGCUUUUUCGUUCCUCAGCGUAACGCCAGUGGCGUGACUCUCCUGUACAUAUAUGACGACCGAUUCCUUUUUUAUUUUAUUUUUUUUCCCGCUCGUGGCACUGCGGCUGGUUCCGCAGUGUCGUUCGUUCUUUGUACGUGCUAUGAGGUCUCCUUUUGCCGGCAUGUUUAUUAUUAUUAUUAUUAUUUUUUUUUUUUUGCAAAAUGAAAGGUCAAUGCGCUGAACCCUAGAAAACGGUUCUGAGAGUUUUUAGAUUUGAAUUUUUUUUUUUGUUGUUCUUUUAUUUCAGCUUUAUUUAUUUUCAUUACGACACUCGCACAUGUCACACGUGCGAUCAUUGUUGCCCGGUUCUCCGACCGGCGGGGCUGACGCCUACUUGCUACGCGCGCGGAGAGGAAACACUUUCAUCUAUACUCCGUGUCACUGUUAGCCCGACCGCUUCACUCGAACCGAUGGAGCUCGAUCAAAGGGCGCCAAAGGUGCAUCUUCAUGGCAGUCGUCUUCGUGGGCUUGCUAUCGCCGGCUAAACCAAUCGCACGCGGAAUAAAGCCCUGAAUGGAUGGAUGCUAGUUAACGGCUGCGCCCUUUUGUAACGGGCGGUACCUUGCGCCACCUGGCCGAGAAAAUAAAACCAUUGCGUGAUGGGUUUAGUCCGUCAACCCUUUGCCCAGAGGCGACCAUCCCCGUGACGAUGCCCUUUUUGCGCCGAUUGAUAAGCUCCAUGGAAUCUUAGCGUCGGCCUUGAUUGAUUGAUUGAACGAAAAUUUCACCGGAGUAUAGUCUGUCUCUUAAUCGCUCCCUUUUCCGACGCAAGCAGACCUCGUCAUGUACGCAGUUACACUCAUGUUUUAUCCCUCUUUUCGCAGUCCCUCUCUCUCAUUGUCCAGACUUUUGCCGAUGUGACGGUGGGCCGUAGACGUCGUGGCGCUUGGCUGCGAGAGUAACUCGCACGCGAAGGCCUCCUACUUACCGUCGACGGUGCUCCGAGUGGUGGAGCAGGUUUUUAUGGGCACCAUGAGCGGUCCUACGUGGGACUCGAACCCUUGGGUCCUAGAACUUCCCCCGGCGCAGAGGCGGAGGGGAAUCCCACAUAUAUCCGUGAUAUAUUGGGCAGUAUGUUCUGAGAACAAUCUUCCUUUUUUUUUUUUUUUAUACCAUGUAUCGCUUGUAGAUGAUUGUGUUGUAACCGAGGCAAGAAGUAGUGCGCGUUUGUCGUCUCUGGGAGGAUCGCGCCGUUGAUCGUUUCUCAUUCGCUCGGUAUUAUUUUCAUCUUUUUUUUUUUUUAUGGUGGCGUCAUUGUGAUCUUUUGUCUUGUGUUCACGUCAACGGCACUCCUGCAUUCAUUAUUGUAUCGCUUUAUUUAAGGAACCCAAUCAUGUUGUACAUAAUGUGCGUUUCUGCGUCAUUUCGUGCCUUUUGUCAGCGCCGCUGCCUUAUAUGACUAUAAACAAUGUACACACACACACGCUGUGCCUUACCUUACCAGUGUGUUAUGCAACGAUUGCCCGCGUUCUUAUUCGGCAACGUGAGGCAUCUCGCGCAUGUCCAGACAAGUACCUGCCGCUCGUAUUUCGAUAUACGACGCGUGUCAUGGCGUCCCUCGCAAUUUUCGUUUCUUCAUCUUGGUUGUUUUGCUCUCGCGCCUCCCGAGUUUUCGCACUGCUGUGUUCCGAGGUUCAUCAUUCGCGUUGCAUUGUUUCGGACAGUGGUGGGUUAUGUCGCUUCAGUUCAAAUAAACAAUUGUUCACGAACA